Molecule: messenger RNA, 2298 nt
Organism: Penicillium subrubescens
Lineage: Eukaryota; Fungi; Ascomycota; Eurotiomycetes; Eurotiales; Aspergillaceae
Exons: 3
Coding region: 26-2110 (694 amino acids)
Biological process (GO): transport along microtubule
Cellular component (GO): cytoplasmic dynein complex
Molecular function (GO): dynein light chain binding; dynein heavy chain binding
Source: RefSeq, a predicted model, not a curated record
CUAGUAGGCUCUCCAUGAUCGCAAGAUGUCGUCGGUGCAGCAGCGCAAAAAUGAGAUCUUGGCCAAGCGGGCUAAGCUUGCUGAACUGAAGAAGCAGCGUGAACUUCGCCAGAAGGAGUUCUCGAACAACCGGAAUAGCAUCGGGGAUACUUCAGAGAUUGCUUCGCCGGUGCCUAGCCGUUCUGACAGCAGAGCCGAACUUGAUGACCUGAUUUCACGUUUGGUAGACCGUCCAGGAUCAGCUUCCAUCAGUCAUGGCGCGGACGGCCAGUCGCGCAAAGGAAGUCGCCCGAACUCAGUAUUGAGUGCCAGUCAACUCAGUGGGGAGAAUACCGAUGCCUUGUCCCCUACCUCACGACCGCUGUUACAGUCGAUUGCCGUACAGACAGUUGGGGAAGAGCAACCCUACACCUACUCCGCACCCGAAGUUCAAGCCCCACCUCCCCCUGAAGGCAAACCAGAGCUCGUCACCUACAGCAAAGCCGUGCAAACAGACGGUCUAGAAUCACCACCCCAGUCGGAGGAUGGAUCGGUUGCUUCAGACAACGAGGAACAAGCCGGCACUACACGGUCAAGCAAGCGUCUCAGUCGACGGGACCGCGAACGCGAUGAGGAAAUCCGACAGAAGAUCCGCAAGGAGAUUGAGGAAGAAUUGCAAGCUACGAAUCAGGAUGGGGCUGCUGCGGCGACUACACAAUCUGCACAACUCCGAUACCCUCUACGCACGCUCGAUGACGACGAGUUGAAGGCGGUCACUUCAUCUAAUGAUUUCCUGGACUUUGUGGAGCGGUCCUCAAAGGUGAUUGAGCGGGCGUUGGAUGAGGAAUAUGACGUCCUUGCAGACUACGAGCUUGGUGUGAAUGGAGAUGUCGAAGAGGAUGAAGAGACUGGCAAGAAGAGGAGGGGCAUCCGAGAGGUCUGCCAAUUCUACGACGAGCGAUGGAGCAAGAAGCGCAUGGUCACCGACCUGAGCUUUUCCCCAAAGUUCCCGGAGCUUGUCCUAGCAUCAUACACAAAGAAUCCUUCAGCCCCUCAUGAGCCAGAUGGUCUUGUUCAAGUCUGGAAUCAACACCUGCACUCUCGACCAGAAUAUGUGUUCCACUCUACAUCCGACAUUCUCGCUGCCAAAUUCUCACCUUUCCACCCAAAUCUAAUUGUUGGAGGCUCAUACUCCGGCCAGGUGCUUCUGUGGGACACUCGUUCCUCCCGCGCAGGCGGUGGUGCGCCCGUGCAGAAGACGCCUUUGACCGGGUCUGGACAUACCCAUCCCGUUUACAGCAUCUCAAUUAUCGGUACACAAAAUGCGCACAAUAUCCUAACCGUUUCCACUGAUGGAGUUGUCUGUGGCUGGACUGUGGACAUGCUUUCCCAACCACAGGAAUUCCUCGAACUAACCACACCCCCUCCAUCCAAGACGGAAGAUCUUGCACCAACUACCAUGUCAUUCCCCCAGUCCGAUCCAACCUUCUUCAUUGUCGGCACUGAGGAGGGAGGCAUCUACCCUUGCCAUCGCUAUGACCGAGCUGGAGCGAAGGCAGGCACUGACCACCGCCUCGCAUACCGAGGACACGCCGCGCCGAUCAUGUCUACGGCAUUCCAUCCUGCUCGUGGUCCAGUUGACCUGGGAGACCUUAUGCUGAGCUCCAGUCUGGACUGGAGUGUGAAGCUCUGGCGUGUACGACCCCCAGCGACGACUGCUGCUCUCACAUCUGGAAUGUCCUCGGCUCAGGUCGUCUCGCCAAUUCUGGACAUUGUUCGCGACGAUGUCGUUUACGAUGCCCGCUGGUCUCCACACAGACCAGGUGUGUUCUCUCUCGUCGACGGUGCUGGCAACGUCGAGGUUUGGGAUCUCUACACCGACACCGAGGUUCCCGUUGUACGGACCACCCCCUCUCGUGGUCCUAGUGCCAUGCCAUCCCGAAGUCUCAACAAGGUUGCUUGGGAGGAGCGCGAAGGCCGCCGUCUGGCGACUGGUGGUCUCAACGGCGUCGUCACGGUCUUUGAGGUCGGCAAGGGCCUUGGUGGACCGUCUGAGGAGGUUCCAGCGGAGGAAUGGGCCGGUAUGAAGCGUUUGGUUUCGAAACUGGAGCAGAAGGAUCGGGUGGCUUGAUGUUGAAUGAUCUUUGUAAAUGGCACUCUGGCUGCCAUAUCUUUUCUUUUUCCUAACCCCUACAAACCUCUGUCCUUGCCAUGCCUAGUUUCUGCUUGCCAUAUACCCCUUUCUUCUUCAAUAACAUAACUUAGGGAUAUCUGUCUCCAUCCCACCAUUUGACAAGUUUGUAACUUAAUGUCGAGAAC